Messenger RNA from Pelagomonas calceolata, 1127 nucleotides. The record is from the annotation of a GenBank genome assembly. Lineage: Eukaryota; Pelagophyceae; Pelagomonadales; Pelagomonadaceae.
AAGCUUUUUUGCGCAAUUGCGCGGCCUCAUUAGCUGAGCGCUGCACAACUGCUGCGCCAUGGCCAGCUACGCCGACAAUCGUAGCGCCCUCUUCGGCACCUCUAAGAAAGACGCUCCAAAGCCCAAGCCCCAAAAGAAGAGCUACACGCUCGGCGGCCAGUCCAAGGCCGCGCAGCAGCGCCAGCGCGAGCGCCAACAACAACUGAAGCAAAGAGGAGACGAUUUUUAUGCGGCGGCCGAAGCCCUCAUGCCGCCCAAGAAGACGGGCUUCGCGGCUCUCAUGUCGAAGCAGCCGAACCCGUUACUGGCGUCGUCGGAGUACGGCAAGGCGGCGGACGCCUACGCUGCUGCCGGUGCGAAUGAGAAAGCGAUCGAGGCAUACCGGAAGGCAUCAAAAUGUCAUAACGAGUCGAACGCGCCGCACACGGCCGCGCGAUGUUUAGAAAAGGCGGCACCGCUCGCUGUUAACGAUGGAGCGAAGGCGACGCUGGCCAUGGAGUCCGCGGACACCUGGGCCAUUGCGGGAGAGCCGUUGCGAGGCGCCGAGGUCGCGCUGAAGCUCGCUGCUUCAUUACAAGUGGACGCGGCGCGGCCGUUAGUAUCAAAGGCGACGGACCUCGCUUCGACAAGCAUAGGCUCGCCGCACGCGCCCGAGCUCCUCCAGAAGGUCGUGGGUUAUUACUGCUCAAAGGGCUACUAUCGAGAAGCGCUGCAGGCGAAUAAUACACUCCUCGAGGCGCUCGACCGCGCGCGGAUGGCCGCGGGCGCGCCGCUGUAUCGCUGUUUGGCAGCACAGACGAUCUUAGCCUUGGCGGACGGCUCCGACGUGCAAAAAGCCGACGCGGCCUUCCUCGAGUCCUUAGGAAGAGACGGCUACGCGGCCUCGCAGCAGGCCAAGGCCGCCGAAGAUUUAUUGCAGUGCUUCAAGGCGCCGGACGAUGAAGCCUUCGACGACGCCGUCGCGUCGCCGGCUUUACAGAGUCUGGACCACGCCGUGGCGCAGGUGGCCAAGGCGCUGCCGCGGCCCGUCGUGGUUGUUGAGUCCGCGGCGCCCGCUGUUGCGCCGGCGCCCGGGCUGACCGAGGACGACGCGGACGAGCUGCCGGACCUGACGUAAAAAAUAUCUG